This is a messenger RNA of Penicillium atrosanguineum, 318 nucleotides long. RefSeq lists its product as uncharacterized. Bases 1 to 318 code for a protein of 105 amino acids. NCBI's taxonomy places the organism in Eukaryota, Fungi, Ascomycota, Eurotiomycetes, Eurotiales, Aspergillaceae. The transcript has 2 exons. The record is from RefSeq and is a predicted model, not a curated record.
AUGUCGGACUUCCUUCGCAGGGCAUCUGACGCUUUCCACCACCGCCAGCGUCAAGACUCAACAGACUCAACGGACACGCCCAAGGCCCCCGACGCAGCAAAUCCUCCCCAGCAAGAGCCAGUCAAUCAAAAGUUUGAGUCUGCCCAGCCUGAGUCUCAUGUCAACGAGGCUUUUUCUGGUACAGCGACAGAAAAUGUUGCCAACCCGAAGCAACCCCGUCAUUGGGGCUGGGGAAAUCGCCAGAGAAAUGCUACCGAGACAAAGCAGCAAUCUAGCCAGGCGCAAAAAGACGAUACUGACUGGGUUGUUGGGACGUAG